Molecule: messenger RNA, 1956 nt
Organism: Exophiala bonariae
Lineage: Eukaryota; Fungi; Ascomycota; Eurotiomycetes; Chaetothyriales; Herpotrichiellaceae
Exons: 7
Coding region: 1-1956 (651 amino acids)
Biological process (GO): DNA-templated transcription
Molecular function (GO): DNA binding; zinc ion binding
Source: RefSeq, a predicted model, not a curated record
AUGACAACACUGGACUCUCUUGCGAAUGCGGCAGCCUCGUUCAGCCGCAUGACAACCGCUGUGCCACUGGACUACGAGAGCCUGAUUGCUACUGGCAUACAGUCCAGCACCGCAAACCCUUUCAUGCCUCCUGUGACAUUCGAGUUUGAUACUCAGUGCGAUGGCUCGGAAUCUAUUGUACCUGUAACUCUCCCGGCCAACUUGCAGCAAUUUUCACGGCCUCCAGACAUCCUCCCACAAACCCCAAGCAAUGCUCAAACCUACCAACGCAGCAGCUCUUAUAAUGCCAACCACGGUCCCAGCGUCCUGCAGCCAGACCCAGGACUAUUGUCUCCAACGGAAGGAUCCUUCGAAGACGUUGGCCUCUCCUCCAACGAGUUAAACAAUUGGGAAUACCACGACCCAGACCCAUCCACCGCUUGGAAGUACACUUCAGCCUACUUCCAGUAUGCGUUAGACGCCAGUAUGGGGGUCGUGCAGCGAUCGACAUUCGAGACCCAACUGACUUCCUACCUCAAUGGAGUGACCAGCCAUGUCGAUGUUGCGUGGCAUGCGCUCCGCAACGCGAUAUAUGCGUCAGGCUGCAGGAUUCACCUAUCUGAAACUCAGUCCUUCCAAGAAGCCAAUCGGGUGGCUUGGACGUACUUCGAGAAUGCUCUCGCGUUUUACGCCCAGAUUCUCUUGUUCAGAACAUCUCUGACAAGUGUUCAGGCGCUCACCGUCAUGGCCUAUUACUCUCAGAACUUCGGCAGCCCGUGUCUCGAGUAUAUGCUUUGUAACAAUGCUUUAGCACUUGCGGUUGGGAGGGGUUUGCAUCGAAAGCCCACCCAAGGCUGGAACCUAACGCCCGCGGAGCGCUCGCAUCGAAGCUGCAUAUUCUGGGCGUUGUACUGUCUCGAAAAGCAGAUAGAGAAGCAAUCUGGAAGGCCAUCGGUCAGUAUCGAAUCUCCGAAUGCUGCAGAGAGUGCCUGGGCUGACGCUAUUGACCAGACAAUAAACGACGAUGAGGUAACCUGCGAACUCCCCGAACCAUCGCUUGUGCCCAACGAGUCACUAAAUCUGACAUACUUGACACUUCUCGCCAAGUUGUCUCGAUUCGCCUCACUCGUCACCCGUCAACUAUCAAGUGUUCGAGUCAUGCGCCUAGGAGCACAGGAACUGGUCACUUUGGUUGUCAAACUCGACGAGCAACUUGCUGCUCUGAGAUCGAGUCUGGAACCUACUAUCAUGCUCGGCGGCGCCAUGAACCCGAAUCGCCUUCCGCCGGGGAUUACACUUCAACAGGCUGUCUACCUCCAUUGUUUCUAUCACACUACACUGUUAGACAUACACAGUACCUUGAUCCAUCCGUGGAGCAAAAGCCUUCUAGGUCUGACGCCGCAUCGAGUCUUACGAUCCCAAGUCGAAACAUCGGUUGAGACGGUCUUGAGAGCAUGUCACACUGCCAUGUUGACUCUAAACUACGUCCACAUUGAUGCUGCAACCCCUGUACCGCUCAGCUUCGUCGCGCCAAUCUGUGUCCUCACCAAUCUAUUCAUCUGCAUCCUACAGAACCCCGGGCACCAGCAGGUCGCGAGAGCCCUGUCCCUUAUGGAACUCGGCACCGCUUUCUUCACCCGCUUGCACGUCGCCUCUGAUUCGGCUGUGCCAAUGGAAUUUGCCAAAGAAUUGACUGCCCUGGCCCGGGAAACGUCGCAGAACUUCAACCUGCGUGCUUCACCAUUGAACCGUGGAACUGACGGUUCGGAAUCCCGAAACCUUUCUACUGUCCCAGUGACAACAGCAGAUCCUCCUUGUGACUAUCACACCCCGGACUUUGUCUUUCCGGACGAUUCUCGAGAGGUAAUCAAUCGGGAAGAGCUUGACUUGCUUGAGUUCGAACAGUGGAGCAUCUUGAUCCCGGCGGAUAUAGAUCUCGAUGGCAUCGAUUUUCCGAUGCCUGUUGGGACCAACUGA